Messenger RNA from Cuscuta campestris, 3791 nucleotides. NCBI's taxonomy places the organism in Eukaryota, Viridiplantae, Streptophyta, Magnoliopsida, Solanales, Convolvulaceae. The record is from the annotation of a GenBank genome assembly.
AACGAUCGUUUAGUUGAGUUUUGUGUUUGCAAGCUUGAAGAAGACCAAGAAUCAUAAACCUGGAAAUUAUUGUUAAAACAUCAUGUGCAAGAAAAGAAACAAUUUAAGCGUCACGCUCAAAAUGGGGCCAAAUUUUCACCAUUUUUUUGGCUUUGGGGUGUGAUGGAAUAAAUCAAAAUGGAUCUCUAAACUGUCUGCGCUUCUUUAAUUAAUGAAGUAGCAGUUAGUCAAGCAAUGCAACUUUCGACGUUGAGCCGGGGGUCUCUUUGGAAACAGCCUCUCUACUUUCGAGUAGGUGUAAGUGCUUAUGAUGAUUGAUGAGAAAGGAUUAAUGUUUGACUCUGCGGCGGUGUAAUUGUCACUGCUCCAAAGCUGACACAGCUUCCCAAGUUAGAGAAAGAAAAAGAUUUAUACUGCUCCGUAUUUGUAAUUAAUUUUCGUUUUUAAAAAAAACAUUUUGUUUUGUAUUCUUUUUGGGACAUUUUGAUUUUAACGGUUGUUGAUUAUCACAUGGAUAGAUGGAUAGAUAUGUGCGAAAGAAAAAGAUUCUUUUUCUUCCAUUCUAAUUUUUUUUUUUCAAUUUAAAAUUUCCUUUUUUCCACAUUGAUUGGUUGGAUUUUUAAGAAUAGGUAUUAGGGCUUCUUUCAUUGCUUCUUGCGCUCACGCAUUUUCGUAUUCUGUGGUGGAAUUUGGAGCUCCCGAUUGGCGUAGGCCCUCGAUCGCCGUUGAUUUCUUCUUCAAGAUUCCUCUGUUUUCUCGUCUGGGCUGCUCUGCUUCUGCUUCAGAAGGGAGUAGGGUGAUAUGGUAAAGGGAGUCUUGGUUAUUGAUAUAAGGCUGGUUAUUGGGUAUGCAAAGUGUGCUGGACUUUCAUAGUCAAGGAGAGUGAAGAAAGUUGGAGUCUGGAGAUAGCCACCAGGAGAAACUGUCCUGAUGUAUUCUGCUCUGGGGACUUCCAAAUAUAGUUGUAGUCUUCUGGCAGUUGUGUUUGGUAGUGCUGCAGAGAAUGAAAACACCCAAGAUUUUGAAGGGGAUACACUUCGAUAUCCCUUCCCGAAGAUGGCAUCAUCUGGUCAUUUGGAGGUUCAACUUUUAAAAAAUCCCAGUUCAGAUGAAUUUCGUAAGGCUGUCUGUUCAGUGAAACCAAACAUUGUGUUAGUUCAGGGAGAGUAUCUAAACGAGGAACUUGAUAUGUUAGUAUGGGAAGGUUUUAACCUGUCUUCUGAAGAAUCAACUUCUGGGCUUUCGGGUUCUGGAUUUCCGAGCACAGUUUACUUGGAGCUCCCAGAAGGAGAAGGAUUGGCUGAGGCUCUUCACUCAAAGGGAAUUCCUUAUGUGAUAUAUUGGAAGAACGUGUUUUUUCGUUACGCUGCUUGCCAUUUUCGCCAUGCAUUGUUUUCAGUUGUACAGAGCUCACCUUGUCACACUUGGGAUGCAUUCCAACUAGCAAAUGCUUCAUAUAGGCUAUAUUGUUCACACAACAAUAUUCUUCUCCCUGAUAAUAGUCAAAUGAGUGGCGGUAUGAUGGUCCCUCAGAUCCUUGGAGAACCUCCGAAGAUUGAUGUUCCUUCACCAGAGCCAGGUGAUGAAGAUGACGGAGAAAGCUCCCUUGGACUUCUUUCUUCCAUCAAAAUCUAUGAUGAUGAUGUGAAUAUGAGGUUUCUUGUUUGUGGAACGGCACAGUUAUUGGAUAAUUGUCUGCUGGAUUCCCUAGAGGAUGGCCUCAAUGCCCUUUUAAGCAUAGAAAUGCGGGGUAGCAAGCUCCAUAAUAGGGCCAGUGCCCUUCCACCACCACUAGAGGCAAGUACAUUUUCUCGUGGAGUGGUGACUAUGCGUUGCGAUCUAUCAACCAGUAGUUCUGCUCAUAUUUCUCUUCUAGUGUCGGGCAGUGCUCAAACGUGCUUUGAUGAUCAGCUUUUGGAGAAUCACAUAAAAAGAGAAAUAAUUGAAAACACCCGACUGGUGCAAGCCGUGCGGUGUGGUGAAGAAAGACAGAUUCCUUUAUCUGAACCUCGAAGAUCUGUUUCAAUAGCUUGUGGUGCAGCAACUUUUGAAGUGUGGAUGAAGGUUCCUACAUGGGCUUCACAGGUUCUAAGGCAACUGGCACCGGAUUUUUCAUACCGUAGCUUAGUAGCACUUGGCAUUGCAAGCCUUCAGGGAGUAGCUGUUGCCACAUUUGAGAAAGAGGACGCAGAAAGAAUCCUUUUCUUUUGCAAGGAAGCCCCUGGGAAGGAUCUCCGUUCUAGAGUUAGUUUUAACAAUAUUACCAUCACGCCCCCAAUGUGGUUAAGACCGCCUCCUCCUACCAGAAAGAGGUCUUCUUCAAUGUACCAAGAAUCCGGCCUAAAGAAUGAAGAGGAAAAGGAGAAUGGGCUUUUCGUGCCUGUUGGGCCCACCAGAAAGAAGGUGAAAGUUGCGGCAAUGAGACCCGUUCCUCAUCUCCAUCACCAAAAACUGGUUCCCUUCUCUGCCGGAAUUUCGGAGGUGGAGGCUCGUAAUGACGGGACCCAGUUUGUGAAAUAUAAUAUGCCCAAUGUUUCUUCAACAAAGGCCUGUAACGUUGGGGUUAAUUCUCUUAGUCAACGGAAAUCAUUGCCAAGCUCAAAUCAAGCGAAGCAAAUUAUCUCUUUGAAUCCCCUUCCUCUGAAGAAGCAUGAAUGUGGUAGAAGCCCCAUACUUGUCUGCUCUGAGGAAGAAUUCCUUAAGGAUGUGAUGCAGUUUCUUUUACUCCGUGGCCAUACGCGCCUCAUUCCUCAAGGGGGACUUGCCGAGUUUCCCGAAGCCAUACUCAAUGCCAAACGUCUUGACCUAUUCAACUUGUACAGGGAGGUGGUGUCUAGAGGUGGUUUUCAUGUUGGGAAUGGCAUCAACUGGAAAGGACAAGUUUUCUCCAAAAUGCGCAAUCACACUAUAACAAAUAGAAUGACCGGUGUUGGGAACACACUUAAAAGGCAUUAUGAGACAUACCUGUUGGAGUAUGAACUGGCACAUGAUGAUGUUGAUGGGGAAUGCUGCUUGUUGUGCCACAGUAGUGCUGCUGGUGAUUGGGUGAAUUGUGGGAUGUGCGGCGAAUGGGCCCACUUCGGUUGUGAUAGAAGGCCUGGUCUUGGCGCCUUCAAGGAUUAUGCAAAGACAGAUGGACUAGAAUACAUAUGUCCUCAGUGCAGCAUUACCAAAUUCAAGAAGAAAAUUCAGAGAAGUACAAACGGCUAUUCUUGAGGAGGCAGGCAAGGCUUAACACGGCAAUCCGUUUUCCGGGGUUCUUACUAAUACUACUACUACUAAUCCUGAUUAUCAAUUUUUUUUCGUCGUUUACAUUUUUGCCCCUCCCUUCUACAUAGUAGUUAACUUUUCUCGUUAGACCUGCCCUUAUUAUGAGCAGGCAAAUGUGGGCAAUAUGUAUCUAUCUUCAAGGUGUGCUUGGGGAGAGGAAUAGGAAUAUGGUCAGUAGGAAAUUAUAAGCAAGAGAGUGAGAAGCUUGACAUGUGAAGGGAACAAACAAAAUGUUGUACUUGUAAUAGUAGUAGUAUUAGUACAUAUCUUAUCACAAAAUCAUUUUUUGCGAGUAUAAUUCGCAUGAAUUUGAGUCUGUAAAAUCCGCGCGCAUGCAAAGAGCGUGGAUUUUACAGUCAAAUUCAUGCAAAUUACUGUCCCUUUGAAGAGAGGGGCCCCCUACCCCAAAGCAUGAAAUCUUUGUUUGUUCUUUUUCUAAAUGUGAAUUGUAACUAAAACACGGCACGUGGAGUAAUAAUACUAAAAAACACAGUGUUACUCACGGGCUUCAUUUGUAUUGA